This is a messenger RNA of Rasamsonia emersonii CBS 393.64, 1875 nucleotides long. Its product is annotated as Integral membrane protein. Bases 1 to 1875 code for a protein of 624 amino acids. The transcript is spliced from 5 exons. Lineage: Eukaryota; Fungi; Ascomycota; Eurotiomycetes; Eurotiales; Trichocomaceae. The record is from RefSeq and is a predicted model, not a curated record.
AUGAAAAAAGAUCAGGAUAAAAUGCUACAUAGCUAUCUACCUACAAUCACGUGCUCGCUGCAAGCGGACGCUGAGCUCGAAUGCCAUGGGUCUCGUAUUCAAUUGAACUUAAAAGACUUGAAAAAGACUACUGGGGUGCAAGACGGACCAAAGUCCCCUUCAGGACUGACUUACUCAGGGCGGCGACUGAUUGAUUACUUACACUCGACAAUGGUGUCAUUUUGGGGCCCCAGGAGUAGAAGGGCAGACAACAAUGUCUCUGACCAUGACCGUGCAAGCAGUGCAAGCCGGCAAAGACACCGCGAACCCGAUGAGAGGACGCGCUUGCUGCCGCGAGGGAGUGGUGAGGGAUAUCUGAGUCCGGAUGAUCCUGCUGUAAGGAGCACUUCUCCUACCUUGUCAAUGAUGAGAGCUACUGCUGACGCGGCCAAGGUAUCACCAUACAACCUCUGGAGCGUGCGCGCGCUGAGACUCUUCUCUCUCAUCUUCCUCGCCCUCAGCUUCGUCUGGUGGGUGUUCCUCCUCGUGUCCAUCUUCGUCAGUCCGCCCAUGAUGCACACGCGCGGGUCCGGCUUCUUCAAUUUCGCCUACACGACUCUGACCGUGGGCAACCUCAUCAUCGGCCUACUUUUCUUUGCGGUGCCGUCCAGGCCCAUGACCAUCUGGGGAGCGGUCCUGUCCGUUCUCCUGGUCGUGGAUACGCUGCUCAUCCUGUCUGUGCCGCGACUCCGUGUCGAAGAAGGCUGGGUUGGCAUCGCGUCCGUCCUCUGGGCGACGGUGAUCGCGACAUACAACGUCGUGCAGACCCAGACUGUGGCCAGGGGCAAAGAGGAAGAGGAAGAGCGACUCACGGGCCGGGUCGAGACAAGGCGCACUCUGCUGGAAUGGUUCGCCGUGCUAGCAGAGACCAUCGUCAUGGGAGUCAUGACUCUCGUCGUGAUUCUGCUCACUGCAACGCUGGUCCUCCGCGCCAGAGAUGCCAGUCUUGCGCCGCCAGGGAAGCGAUACUUGGUCGACAAUCAAAAGUACGAGGUGCAUCUGGCCUGCGUGGGCAACAACACCAUCAACGAAGACGACAGACAAGUCACUACGAUCCUCGUCGAGGCCGGCGAGGGUCCGGUCGAGGACAGUCUGCAGCCAUUCAUCGACAACGCCUAUCGAAACGGAAUCAUCGAUCGCUACUGCUACUGGGACCGACCAGGCAUUGCCUGGUCCGACAACGCGCCGUCGCCACACUCCGCAGGGAUGUCAGCGGAUGCGUUUUCCGAGGCCCUGGCUCUGGCCGGGGAAGAGGGGCCCUGGAUCCUCGUGUCCGCCGGCAUAGGAAGUAUAUACAGCCGCAUCUUCGCCAGUCGGCACGUCGGCGACGUGAGAGGCAUGAUGCUCAUCGACCCGCUGCACGAGGACUCUCUGCAUCGAAUUGGCAGUCCCGGCCGGGGCUUCGUCCUCUGGUGUCGCGGAAUCAUCUCCCCACUGGGCCUGGACCGGCUCGCAGGAGCCAUCUUCAAAGGCCGGACGCGCGAGGACCGCAUAUACGGACGGAGCGCGUACCAGAACGGCCGCUUCAUCAAGGCCCAGCUGCAGGAGAACCUGGUCGCGGAGUCGAUGACAGCAAGCGAAAUCGCCAGCGCGCGGCACGUCCAGCAGAGCCUCGACACCCCGCUCGUAGUGGUCAGUUCAGGCGUCGAGAUGCACAAAAGCGAGCAGUGGGCCAAGCAGCAGGAGGAGAUGGCGCAUAUGACCGACAACCUCGUCGCCUGGGACGUGGUUGGGGGAGCACCGCACGAGGUGUGGACGACGUUCGAAGAUUCCCAUAUGAGAAAUCAAUCCCUUCAAAGUGUCGUCGUCGUGUACAUGGGCUGUACGUACUUAUAG